Drosophila miranda is the source of this 1341-nucleotide messenger RNA. RefSeq lists its product as uncharacterized. Lineage: Eukaryota; Metazoa; Arthropoda; Insecta; Diptera; Drosophilidae. The transcript has 5 exons. The record is from RefSeq and is a predicted model, not a curated record. Bases 55 to 1341 code for a protein of 428 amino acids.
UCAAUCGAAACGAAAAAUAAAGCUUUUUAAAACGAGCCAUAGUACGCAUAGUCCAUGUGCUCCAAGGCUUUGCUGCUCCUGGCCGCCAUGCUGGCUGUGCGCUGCUUUGGCAGCGGGUCUUCCAGGCGUACGCUUGCAUUGGCCUGUGAGGAGGUGGAUGCCACGGACGGGGACGCAUUAGAAGCUGCAGUCGCGCUCGAAAACAAUAGAUAUAGCAGUAAUAACAACAACUACAACUACGCGUUUGGCGACGUUGGUGGCAUUGCGGAUAGCAACGACAACGAGCUGAACAAUGACAACUAUAACUACAACAAAGCAGUGGCCAAAUGGCAGCAGCACCAGGGGCUCCUACAGCAACAGAAGCUCUACGGAAAUCCCAUUUACAGCAUAUACGACUUCAGUCGAAGCCAGCCGCAGCAACGGCAACAACUACGGCGUGAGUUUGAUGAUGAUCCAGUGAAUGCUGGCAAUGACUUCCGUCUGCAAUUGUCCGACUGGCAGCACCACAACAGCCCGGACCAGGACAACGACAAAGACAACGACAACAGCAGCAGCAGCAGCAGUGAAAACAAUGCUGACAGCAACAGCCAGCCGCAACAACGGGAAUUGUUGCUGGAGCGCCGGAGUCGCAUCAGUCGAAGGGAACCAGAGGAGGGUCAGCCGGAGCUUUAUGAUAACGAAUAUGCAGCAGCUGCUGGUGCUACCUCUGAUGCUGCUCCUGAUGCCAAUGCCGACAUUGAGGGCGAGGAAGACUAUGCCGUGGCUGCCGAGGAUGCGGAUGAGCUGAGUGAACAGCUGCCAUACGGCAUUCAGAAUGUGCGCAAGCGUCGCGUUCGCAGCGUUAUGCCUCCCGCUCAACAGCUGCUGGCUCCUAGCCCUAACAGUGACGAGGUAACCUAUCAGUCGCUGUGCCCCACCAAUCGAGUCACCGUCAAGUUGGACAGCGGGGACUACCGCCCUAAUCAUUAUGUAGAGGUCACCUGUGCCCAUAACUACGCCCCGCAGCCGCCGCGGGUUCACAGCUAUGACUACGUCUACAGGGGCAACGAUCUGCUGCGGGCCCUGCUCGCGGAGCGGGGAGAGAAGCGCGAGAUCUGCUCGGCGAUAGGCUUCGCCUGCAUCCAGCUCAACCGCACCAUCCACCUGAUUCGGCUGAACGAUGCCUCCGGCUGCUGGGAAUCCGAAACUCGAACGGUGCCAUCCGGCUGUGAGUGCAUGUGGCCCAAGCACAGCUACGGAGAUAUCGGCUUCUACCACCAGACACAGAAGCGGCACGGGGGCGUACGAGGACGUAUCGCCCCACCAUUGACUACAGGCCAGGAGUGGGCUAUCGCCAGCUGA